AUGAAUCUUUCCCUUAUACCAAACUCUCAUUUAGAACAAGAGGUAGAAGAGCUAGCAUUAGCAGCUCAGAUUAAUGUAGUCGAUUUUUCGGAUUUUUCUAAUUUAGAACCAAUUGGCACGAGAGAGUUUUUUAAAGCUAAAUGGGAUGAUUGCAAAACAACGGUCGCUCUCAAAUCCAAAUCUUUCAAAAAGGAGGAUGAAUUUCUUGAAGAACUUAAGGCACUUAUAAGUUUUCAAAAAGUUAGCUGCCACCCAAACAUUCUCAAAUUUUAUGGAAUUUCUAAGGGUAUUAUUUGA
Cetraspora pellucida is the source of this 297-nucleotide messenger RNA. NCBI's taxonomy places the organism in Eukaryota, Fungi, Glomeromycota, Glomeromycetes, Diversisporales, Gigasporaceae. The record is from the annotation of a GenBank genome assembly.